GAGCUGCCUCUCCGCCAGCGACGGCGCUGCGUCACGGGCUUUUAGGCGCUUUGCUCUUAGAGACAGCAACUGCUGUGGGGCCGAGCGCUGGCCUCUGGCGCUACUGGAGCCAGGUGUUCGGCGCGAUGAGGCGCAGCAAAGCCGAGGUGGAGCGAUACAUCGCCUCGGUGCAGGGCUCUGCACCGUCGCCCCGAGAGAAGUCAAUGAAAGGAUUCUAUUUUGCAAAGUUGUAUUAUGAAGCUAAAGAAUAUGAUCUUGCUAAAAAAUACAUAUCUACAUAUAUUAAUGUGCAAGAGAGGGAUCCCAAAGCUCACAGAUUUCUGGGUCUUCUUUAUGAAGUAGAGGAAAACACAGACAAAGCUGUUGAGUGUUACAAGCGUUCAGUGGAAUUAAAUCCAACACAAAAAGAUCUCGUGUUGAAGAUCGCAGAAUUGCUUUGUAAAAAUGAUGUUACUGAUGGACGAGCAAAAUACUGGGUUGAAAGAGCAGCUAAACUUUUUCCGGGAAGUCCAGCAAUUUAUAAACUAAAGGAACAGCUUUUGGAUUGUAAUGGUGAAGAUGGAUGGAAUAAACUUUUUGACUUGAUUCAGUCAGAACUUUAUGCAAGGCCUGAUGAUGUCCAUGUGAAUAUCCGACUAGUGGAGUUGUAUCGCACAAAUAAAAGAUUGAAGGAUGCUGUGGCUCACUGCCAUGAGGCAGAGAGGAACAUAGCUUUGCGUUCAAGUUUAGAAUGGAACACGUGUGUUGUACAGACCCUUAAGGAAUAUCUGGAAUCUUUACGGUGUUUGGAGUCUGAUAAAAGUAACUGGCAAACAACCAGUAAAGACUUACUUCUGGCCUAUGCUAAUCUCAUGCAUCUUACACUUUCCAGUAGAGAUGUGCAGGAAAGUAGAGACUUAUUGGAAAGUUUUGAUACUGCUCUUCAGUCUGUGAAAUCUUCUGUGGGUGGAAAUGAUGAACUGUCAGCUACUUUCUUAGAAAUGAAAGGACAUUUCUACAUGCAUGCUGGUUCUCUGCUUUUGAAGAUGGGUCAGCAUAGUGAUGUACAGUGGCGAGCUCUCUCUGAGCUGGCUGCACUGUGCUAUGUCAUAGCAUUUCAGGUUCCAAGACCAAAGAUUAAAUUAAUAAAAGGAGAAGCUGGACAAAAUCUGCUGGAAAUGAUGGCAUAUGAUCGUCUGAGCCAGUCAGGACACAUGUUGCUAAACUUAAGUCGUGGAAAGCAAGAUUUUUUAAGAGAGGUUGUGGAAUCUUUCGCCAAUAAAAGUGGGCAGUCUACUUUAUAUGAUGCUCUGUUUUCUAGUCAAUCACAUAAGGAUAGAUCUUUCCUUGGUGGUGAUGAUUUUGGAAACAUUGAUGGACAAGUGCCAGAACCUGAUGAUUUGGCUAGAUAUGAUGUUGGUGCCAUUCGAGCUCAUAACGGUAGUCUUCAACACCUUACUUGGCUUGGAUUACAGUGGAAUUCAUUGCCUACUUUACCUGCAAUUCGAAAAUGGCUAAAACAGCUUUUUCAUCAUUUGCCCCAGGAAACCUCAAGACUUGAAACAAAUGCACCUGAGUCAAUAUGUAUUUUAGAUCUUGAAGUAUUUCUACUUGGAGUGAUAUACACCAGCCACCUACAAUUAAAGGAGAAAUGUAGUUCUCACUAUAGCGCCUAUCAGCCUUUAUGCUUACCUCUUCCUGUGUGUAAACAGCUUUAUACAGAAAGACAAAAAACUUGGUGGGAUGCAGUUUGUAAUCUGAUUCUCAGAAAAGCAGUACCUGGAACCUCAGCAAAAUUGCGACUUCUAGUUCAACAUGAAAUAAAUACUCUAAGAGGCCAGGAAAAACAUGGCCUACAACCUGCUCUGCUUGUACAUUGGGCAAAAUGCCUUCAGAAAACGGGUAGCGGUCUUAACUCUUUUUACGAUCAACGGGAAUACAUAGGCAGAAGUGUUCAUUAUUGGAAAAAAGUGUUACCUUUACUGAAGAUAAUCAAAAAGAAGUGCAGUAUUCCUGAACCUACUGAUCCUCUGUUUAAACAUUUUCAUAGUGCAGACAUUCAGGCAUCUGAAAUUGGUGAAUAUGAAGAAGAUGCACAUGUAACUUUUGCUAUAUUGGAUGUAGUUAAUGGAAAUAUAGAAGAUGCUAUGACUGCUUUUGAAUCUAUAAAAAAUGUUGUUUCUUAUUGGAAUCUCGCACUGAUUUUUCACAGGAAGGCAGAAGACAUUGAAAAUGAUGCCCUUUCUCCUGAAGAACAAGAAGAGUGCAAAAAUUAUCUGAGAAAGACCAGGGACUACCUACUAAAGAUUAUAGAUGACAGUGAUUCAAAUCUUUCAGUAGUCAAGAAAUUGCCUGUGCCUCUGGAGUCUGUAAAAGAGAUGCUUAAUUCAGUCAUGCAGGAACUUGAAGACUACAGUGAAGGAGGUCCUUUUUAUAAAAAUGGUUCUUGGCGAAAUGCAGAUGGAGAAAUAAAACAUUCACCAUCUCCCACCAAAUACUCAUUCUCUCCAAGUAAAAGUUACAGGUAUUCUCCCAGAACACCACCUCAAUGGGCAGAAGAUCAGAAUUCUUUACUGAAAAUGAUUUGCCAACAAGUAGAGGCCAUUAAGAAAGAAAUGCAGGAACUGAAACUAAAUAGCAGUAACUCAGCAUCCCCUCAUCGUUGGCCUACAGAGAAUUAUGGAUUAGACACAGUGCCUGAUGGCUAUCAGGGAUCACAGACUUUUCAGGGGACUCCACUAACAGUUGCAACUACUGGCUCUCCAGUAUAUUAUAGUCAGUCACCAGCAUAUAAUUCCCAGUACCUUCUCAGACCAGCAGCUAAUGUUACUCCCACAAAGGGUCCAGUCUAUGGCAUGAAUAGGCUUCCACCCCAACAGCAUAUUUAUGCCUGUUCCCAACAGAUGCACACACCACCAGUGCAAAGCUCAUCUGCUUGCAUGUUCUCUCAGGAGAUGUAUGGUCCUCCUACAUUGCGUUUUGAUCCUCCUUCAACAGGAAUUUUAUCUCCCAGGGGCGAUGAUUAUCUUAAUUACAAUGUUCAACAGACAAGCACAAAUCCACCUUUGCCGGAACCAGGAUACUUCACAAAACCUCCAGUUGCAGCUCAUGCCUCAAGAUCUGCAGAAUCUAAGGUUAUAGAAUUUGGGAAAACUAAUUUUGUUCAGCCCAUGCUGGGUGAAGGAAUAAGACCAUCUUUGACAACAUCAGUACAUACAACACAGUCAACUCCUUUUAAAUUUAACUCAAAUUUCAAAUCAAAUGAUGGUGACUUCACAUUUUCCUCACCACAGGUUGUGACACAGCCUGCUCCUGCAACUUACAGUAACAGUGAAAGCCUUUUAGGUCUCCUAACUUCAGAUAAACCUUUGCAAGGAGAUGGCUAUAGUGGACCAAAAUCAGUUCCUAGUCAAGCCAAUAGGCCUCAAAAUACAUUCAAUUUUGAAAGCAGAAAUAUGCCUGGAAUUUCAUUUACAGAAAACAUGGGGCCAAAUCAGCAAAAGAAUUCUGGGUUUCGUCGGAGUGAUGAUAUGUUUACUUUCCAUGGUCCAGGCAAAUCAAUAUUUGGAACCCCUGCUCCAGAGCUGGCAAACAAGAAUCAUGAAAUAGAUGGAGGAAGUGCUCAAGGGGAUGAUGAUGAUGAUGGCCCUCACUUUGAGCCUGUGGUACCUCUUCCCGAUAAGAUUGAAGUAAAAACUGGUGAAGAAGAUGAGGAAGAGUUCUUUUGCAAUCGUGCAAAAUUGUUCCGUUUUGAUGGAGAAUCAAAAGAAUGGAAGGAACGUGGGAUUGGCAAUGUAAAAAUACUAAGGCAUAAAACAUCUGGUAAAAUUCGUCUUCUCAUGAGACGAGAACAAGUAUUGAAAAUCUGUGCAAAUCAUUACAUCAGUCCAGAUAUGAAACUGACACCAAAUGCUGGAUCAGACCGUUCUUUUGUAUGGCAUGCCCUCGAUUAUGCAGAUGAGUUGCCAAAACCAGAACAACUUGCUAUUAGAUUCAAAACACCUGAGGAAGCAGCACUUUUUAAGCGCAAGUUUGAAGAGGCCCAGAGCAUUUUAAAAGCCAUAGGAACAAAUGUAGCCACAGCACCAAAUCAGACAAUCAGAAUUGUAAAAGAACCUACAAGUCAUGAUAACAAAUCUGAUGCUGGAAACAUGAAUUUUGAAUUUCAAGUUGCAAAGAAAGAAGGAUUUUGGUGGCAUUGUAAUAGCUGCUCAUUAAAGAAUGCUGCAAAUGCUAAGAAAUGUGUAUCAUGCCAAAAUCUAAAUCCAAGCAAUAAAGAGCUGGUUGGUCCACCAUUAGUUGAUGCUGUUUUUGCUCCUAAAACUGGCCCAGAAAAUGCUCAAGAUAGAUUUGCAUUGAUGACUCCAAAGAAAGAAGGUCACUGGGAUUGUAGUGUUUGUUUAGUAAGAAAUGAACCUACUGUGUCUAGGUGCAUUACAUGCCAGAAUACAAAAUCUGCUAACAAAAGUGGAUCUUCAUUUGUUCAUCAAGCUUCCUUUAAAUUUGGCCAGGGAGAUCUUCCUAAGUCUGUUAACAGCGAUUUUAGAUCUGUUUUUUCUACAAAGGAGGGACAAUGGGUUUGUAACACAUGCUUGGUACAAAAUGAGGGAAGCUCUUCAAAAUGUGUUGCUUGUCAGAAUCCAAGGAAACAAAACCUCCCUACUACUACUGUUUCAGCACCUGCCUCUUUUAAGUUUGGUACUUCAGAGAUAAGUAAAACUCAAAAGAGUGGAUUUGAGGACAUGUUUGCAAAGAAGGAAGGACAGUGGGAUUGCAGCUCAUGCUUAGUGCGAAAUGAAGCAAAUGCUACAAAAUGUGUUGCUUGUCAGAAUCCAUUUAAACCAAGUUCAUCUACUUCUGCCGUUCCAGCUCCUGCCUCUUUUAAAUUUGGUACCUCGGAGACAAGCAAGUCUCCAAAGAGUGGGUUUGAAGGAAUGUUCACCAGGAAGGAAGGGCAGUGGGAUUGCAGUGUGUGCUUAGGAAGAAAUGAAGCCAAUGCCACCAAAUGUAGUGCCUGUCAGAAUCCAGGCAAACAGAGUCAGCCAGCUUCUGUUACUUCAGCACCUGCCUCUUCAGAGACAAGCAAGGCUCCAAAGAGUGGAUUUGAAGGAAUGUUCAUCAAAAAGGAAGGGCAGUGGGAUUGUGGUGUUUGCUUUGUACAAAAUGAGAGUUCUUCCUUAAAAUGUGUAGCUUGUGAUGCCGCCAAACCUGUUGCAGAAGUUCCGUCAGCUUUCACAUUGGGCUCAAAAACAAAGUUAAACGAGACUUCUGGAAGUCAGGUGGGAACAGGAUUUAAAAGUAACUUUUCAGAAAAAGCUUUUAAAUUUGGCAACACAGAGCAAGGAUUUAAAUUUGGGCAUGUGGAUCAAGUAAAUAUGCCUUCAUUUACAUUUCAGGGUUCUUCUAAUACAGAAUCCAAGUCAACAAAAGACGGAUUUAGUUUUUCCAUUCCUGUGUCUGCUGAUGGAUUUAAAUUUGGCAUUCAGGAACCAGGAAAUCAAGAGAAGAAGAAUGAAAAGCACCUUGAAAAUGAAACUGGUUUCCUGGCUCAGGAUGUUAAUAGCCAGAAGAAUGGUAGUGGUGUGAUUUUUGGUCAGACAGGUAGCACUUUUACCUUUGCAGAUCUUGCAAAAUCAACUUCAGGAGAAGGAUUUCAGUUUGGCAAAAAAGACCCUAACUUCAAGGGAUUUUCAGGUGCUGGAGAAAAAUUAUUCUCAUCACAGAGUGGUAAAGUAGCUGAUAAAGCCAACACUUCUACUGACCUUGAGAAAGAUGAUGAUGCCUAUAAAACUGAGGACAAUGAUGACAUCCAUUUUGAACCAGUAGUUCAAAUGCCUGAAAAAGUGGAACUUGUAACAGGAGAGGAAGAUGAAAAGGUUCUGUAUUCACAGCGGGUAAAAUUAUUUAGAUUUGAUGCUGAGAUAAGUCAGUGGAAAGAAAGGGGUUUAGGGAACUUAAAAAUUCUCAAAAAUGAGGUCAAUGGCAAGCUACGAAUGCUCAUGCGAAGAGAACAAGUGCUGAAAGUGUGUGCUAAUCAUUGGAUAACAACUACAAUGAACCUGAAGCCUCUCUCUGGGUCAGAUAGAGCAUGGAUGUGGUUAGCUAGUGAUUUCUCUGAUGGUGAUGCCAAACUAGAGCAGUUGGCAGCAAAAUUUAAAACACCAGAGCUGGCAGAAGAAUUCAAGCAGAAAUUUGAGGAGUGCCAGCGACUUCUUUUAGAUAUACCACUUCAGACUCCCCAUAAACUUGUAGAUACUGGCAGAGCUGCCAAGUUAAUACAGAGAGCUGAAGAAAUGAAGAGUGGACUGAAAGAUUUCAAAACAUUUUUGACAAAUGAUCAAACAAAAGUUACUGAUGAAGAGAAUAAGAAUUCAGGUACAGGUGCUGCCAGUGUUUCAGACAUGACAAUUAAGCCAAAUCCUGAAAACACAGGACCCACAUUAGAAUGGGACAACUAUGAUUUAAGGGAAGAUGCUUUGGAUGAUAGUAGUAGAUCGGUACAGUCUUCUCCAUUGGCAAGUAGCCCUGUGAGAAAAAAUCUCUUUCGAUUUGGUGAGUCGACAACAGGUUUUAAUUUCAGUUUUAAAUCUGCCUUGAGUCCAUCUAAGUCUCCUGCCAAGUUGAAUCAGAGUGGGACUUCAGUUGGCACUGAUGAAGAAUCUGAUGUUACUCAAGAAGAAGAGAGGGAUGGACAGUACUUUGAACCUGUUGUACCUUUACCUGAUCUAGUUGAAGUAUCCAGUGGUGAGGAAAAUGAACAAGUUGUUUUUAGUCAUAGAGCAAAACUCUACAGAUAUGAUAAAGAUGUUGGUCAGUGGAAAGAAAGGGGCAUUGGUGAUAUAAAGAUUUUACAGAAUUACGAUAACAAACAAGUUCGUAUAGUGAUGAGAAGGGACCAGGUAUUAAAACUUUGUGCCAAUCACAGAAUAACUCCAGACAUGACUUUGCAAAAUAUGAAAGGGACAGAAAGAGUGUGGGUAUGGACUGCGUGUGAUUUUGCAGAUGGAGAAAGAAAAGUAGAACAUUUAGCUGUCCGUUUUAAACUACAAGAUGUUGCAGACUCCUUUAAGAAAAUUUUUGAUGAAGCAAAAACAGCCCAAGAAAAAGAUUCUUUGAUAACACCUCAUGUUUCUUGUUCAAGCACUCCCAGAGAGUCACCGUGUGGCAAAAUUGCUGUAGCAGUUUUAGAAGAAACCACAAGAGAGAGAACAGAUUUAAUUCAGAGUGAUGAUGUAGCUGAUGCAACUUCAGAAGUUGGAGAAGUUUCUAGCACAUCUGAAACAACAACAAAAGCAGUGGUUUCUCCUCCAAAGUUUGUAUUUGGUUCAGAGUCUGUUAAAAGCAUUUUUAGUAGUGAAAAAUCAAAACCAUUUGCAUUUGGCAACAGUUCAGCAACUGGGUCUUUGUUUGGAUUUAGUUUUAAUACACCUUUGAAAAAUAACAGCAGUGAAACUAAUUCAGUACCGAGUGGAUCUGAAAGAAAAGUGGAACCAAACGAAUGUGAACUGUCAAAGAACCCUGAUGGCAAACAAUCUUCAGAUGGCAAAGUCAAAAAUCUAUUUUUGACUCCAAAGGAAGAGUCCUCCAUUAAUUAUGCAUUUAAAACACCAGAAAAAGGAUUUAAUUUUAGCCUUUUUAAAUCUAAUCCCAUGGCCUUUUGGACCAGCACCCCUUCUUCACAGCCUGAGAGCAAAGCAAAAGAGAAGGAAAUAUCUGAAGAUCCUUCCUCAGAUGAUGAUGUUCUCAUUGUGUAUGAACUAACUCCGACUGCUGAGCAGAAAGCCCUUGCAACCAAACUCAAACUUCCUCCAACUUUCUUCUGCUAUAAGAAUAGACCAGAUUAUGUUAGUGAAGAAGAGGAGGAUGAUGAAGAUUUUGAAACAGCUGUCAAGAAACUUAAUGGAAAACUAUAUCUGGAUGACUCAGAAAAAUGUUGGCCAUUGGAGAAAAAUCUAGCAGAUAAUGAGAAGGAAUGUGUUAUUGUUUGGGAAAAGAAACCAACAGUUGAAGAGAAGGCGAAAGCAGAUACAUUAAAACUUCCACCUACUUUUUUUUGUGGAGUCUGCAGUGAUACUGAUGAAGAUAAUGGAAAUGGGGAAGACUUUCAAUCAGAGCUUCAAAAAGUUCAGGAAGCUCAAAAACCUCCCAGUGAAGAAGUAACUAGCCCAGCCAAAAGUGCAUGUACAGGUGGGACUGAAGUAACAGUACCUUUUUUCAGUAAAUCUGAAGAACCUGAGUCUGUUAACAAAUCUCCUAGUUCACCACUUGUGUCUUCUGAAACUGCAGACAAACCUGUAGAUUUGUCUGCUAGAAAGGAAAUUGAUGCAGAUUCUACAAGCCAAGUAGAAAGCAAAACAGUUUCAUUUGGAUUUGGAAGUAGCACAGGGCUGUCAUUUGCAGACUUGGCUUCCAGUAAUUCUGGAGAUUUUGCUUUUGGUUCUAAAGAUAAAAAUUUUCAGUGGGCAAAUACCGGGGCAACUGUGUUUGGAACACAAUCAACCAGUAAAGUUGGCGAGGAUGAAGAAGGUAGUGAUGAAGAAGUAGUUCAUAAUGAAGAUAUCCAUUUUGAGCCAAUAGUGUCAUUACCAGAGGUAGAAGUAAAAUCUGGAGAGGAAGAUGAAGAAAUUUUGUUUAAAGAAAGAGCCAAACUUUACAGAUGGGAUCGGGAUGUCAAUCAGUGGAAAGAGCGUGGUGUUGGAGAUAUAAAGAUUCUUUGGCAUACAGUGAAGAACUACUAUCGGAUCCUAAUGAGAAGAGACCAGGUCUUUAAAGUGUGUGCAAACCAUGUUAUUACCAAAACAAUGGAAUUAAAACCCUUAAAUGUUUCAAAUAAUGCUUUAGUUUGGACUGCCUCAGAUUAUGCUGAUGGUGAAGCAAAAGUAGAGCAACUUGCAGUGAGAUUUAAAACUAAAGAUGUGGCUGAUUUUUUUAAGAAAAAAUUUGAAGAAUGUCAACAGAAUUUAUUGAAACUCCAGAAAGGACAUGUAUCACUGGCAGCAGAAUUAUCAAAGGAGACCAACCCUGUGGUGUUUUUUGAUGUUAGUGCAGAUGGUGAGCCUCUAGGACGUAUAACCAUGGAACUAUUUUCCAACAUUGUUUCUCGAACUGCUGAGAACUUCAGAGCACUGUGCACUGGAGAGAAAGGCUUUGGUUUCAAGAACUCCAUUUUUCACAGAGUAAUUCCAGAUUUUGUUUGUCAGGGGGGAGAUAUCACCAAACAUGAUGGAACAGGUGGAAAGUCAAUUUAUGGAGACAAAUUUGAAGAUGAAAACUUUGAUGUGAAACAUACCGGUCCUGGGUUACUCUCCAUGGCCAAUCGAGGCCGGGAUACCAAUAAUUCUCAGUUUUUUAUAACAUUGAAGAAAGCAGAACAUUUGGACUUUAAGCAUGUAGUGUUUGGGUUUGUUAAGGAUGGCAUGGAUACUGUGAGAAAGAUUGAAUCAUUUGGUUCUCCUAAAGGGUCUGUUAAUAAAAGAAUAAGUAUCACAGAAUGUGGACAGCUAUAAAAUCAUUGAUUUUCAUAGUAAAUUUUUUCUGUAUAAGCAGUUGAAUUGAAGCUUAGCUGUUAAAGGCAAUAUAGUAAUUAUGUUCAGCUUUUGAAAAUGGACGUUUUUGAUGUAUAAAUGUAAAAAUGCAGCUUAUAGCUGUUGUCACUUUUUAAUGUGUUAUAAUUGACCUUGCAUGGUAUGAAAUAAAAGUUUUAACACUGGUGUAUUUCAGGUGUACUUGUGUUUAUGUACUCCUGAUAUAUUUGUAUUACAAUGGAACAAUAUUAAUCUUGUUAAAAGCAAUAGACCUUCUUAAACUAUUGAAGGAAUAUGAUAUAUGCAAUUUAAAUUUUAUUUCCUUUUAAGAUAUUUGGACUUCUGCAUGGAUAUACUUACCAUUUAAAUAAAGGGACCACAACUUGAUAAUUUUAUUUUAGAUUUGAAUAUAUUUGAUAAUCUUAACUAUUUGUUGUGUUCAUUUAUGCAUACUCAUUUUUGAAUAGGUAGAGCAACAGAAGGUUGAGUUAACUGAAGUGCUCUUCUGUAAUCUUUACGCCUCCUGUAUAGCUAUAAGUUAACUUUUAAUAGAGUACCUUUCUUUCUUAAAAUAUGUAGCAUUCUGUGCCUUUUCAAAGGUAUUAAAUUAAUUUUUACAUUUUAAACAAGUUGACUAUUUUCCUUGGUUGUAUUUAUGGGGUUUUUUUGUUUUUUCCUUUUUAAACUUUCAUCUGUCUCUACUACCUCAGAAACUGCAGCUUGGUUCCGAUGAUAGAUUUUGCAUUUUUCCUUGCAGUUAUUGUGAUAAACUAUGAAUCACAGUGAUUUUUAGAAAGUCCAUACCAUGGUCUUGGUUAAAGAUUUGCUUUAUAAUAGAUUGUUGCAGUUCUUUUUCUGGUGAAUUUUGUAGCAGAAAUAGAAUGACAAUUCAUAAGA
Molecule: messenger RNA, 10400 nt
Organism: Otolemur garnettii (small-eared galago)
Lineage: Eukaryota; Metazoa; Chordata; Mammalia; Primates; Galagidae
Product: E3 SUMO-protein ligase RanBP2
Exons: 30
Coding region: 126-9485 (3119 amino acids)
Biological process (GO): protein folding; NLS-bearing protein import into nucleus; protein peptidyl-prolyl isomerization
Cellular component (GO): nuclear pore; cytoplasm
Molecular function (GO): peptidyl-prolyl cis-trans isomerase activity; protein binding; GTPase activator activity
Source: RefSeq, a predicted model, not a curated record